Molecule: messenger RNA, 1200 nt
Organism: Necator americanus (New World hookworm)
Lineage: Eukaryota; Metazoa; Nematoda; Chromadorea; Rhabditida; Ancylostomatidae
Exons: 10
Coding region: 1-1200 (399 amino acids)
Biological process (GO): protein phosphorylation
Molecular function (GO): ATP binding; non-membrane spanning protein tyrosine kinase activity
Source: RefSeq, a predicted model, not a curated record
AUGGAUGGCGUUCGAAAUCGAGAACGCGAGGUCGUGGCCACUCCUCAUAUGCCAUGGUUCCACUCCAACGUCAGCCGCGAGGCCACAGAAAGAAUGUUGCACCAACGAGCCGAUGGGACAUUUCUCGUGAGAGAAUCAACUAAUUUCCCCGGCGAUUAUACGCUUUCUAUGGCAUAUAGGGGAAAGGUGGAACAUUAUCGUAUUUACCAAAGUGGUGGGCAAAUAACGUGCGACAACGAGGAGUUCUUCGCCAACCUCACUCAACUGGUUUCGCACUACAAACGGGAUGCUGAUGGCUUGUGUCAUCGUCUCGUGACUCCUAUUAUUUGCGAAAACUAUCUAAUUCCGUCCAGCAAUUCAGACAUUGAGGAUCGAACUAGCACAUUUUUAAAAGCAGGGCUCGUCAUUCCAUCCGGUGAAAUUCGCUUAGGAGAUAUAAUAGGGCAUGGAGAAUUUGGUGAUGUGCUAGUAGGCUAUUAUAAAGACAAGAAAGUGGCUGUUAAAGUAUCGAAGAGACAUGGGAACGGGCUAGUGGAUUCCCUUCUUGAUGAGUCACGAUUUAUGGUAGGGCUAUGCCAUCGUAAUCUUGUCACCCUCAUCGGGGUUGUUUUGGAUGAUACGAACAUCUACAUGGUGACCGAAUACAUGGCUAAUGGAAACCUUGUGGACCUGCUCCGUUCACGUGGUCGUCACCAACUAGAAAAGAUGCAGUUGAUACAGUUUGCAAUCGAUAUUUGCGAAGGGAUGUGUUAUCUCGAAGCCCGUCAAAUUGUACAUCGUGAUCUGGCCGCCCGUAAUGUCCUACUAGAUGAAGAACUCGUUGCAAAAGUAAGCGAUUUCGGUCUGGCAAAGAAAGCCCAUUCUGCUGCCCAUGACAACACAUCGGGAAAAUUUCCGAUAAAAUGGACGGCUCCUGAGGCUCUUCGUCAUAGUAAUUUUUCAACUAAAAGUGAUAUGUGGUCGUUCGGCGUGUUAUUGUGGGAGAUUUUCUCGUUUGGUCGUGUCCCCUAUCCUCGCAUCCCAAUUCAAGAUGUUGUGCGUCAUAUAGAACGAGGAUAUCGUAUGGAAGCACCGGAAGGAUGUCCAGCAGAUGUUGUUCGUAUAAUGCAUGAUGCUUGGGCACUACAACCACAGGAUAGGCCAUCAUUUGGACAGGUUCUUCAACGAUUAAUAACUAUUUCCCGCAUGCUUCCUCACUGA